Molecule: messenger RNA, 507 nt
Organism: Amphibalanus amphitrite
Lineage: Eukaryota; Metazoa; Arthropoda; Thecostraca; Balanomorpha; Balanidae
Product: serine/threonine-protein kinase CBK1-like
Exons: 3
Coding region: 202-507 (101 amino acids)
Source: RefSeq, a predicted model, not a curated record
GCCGGGUGCCACGCGUGGCCGAACACCGCUCCCAGGUGCCGCCGACGACGGACGUGUCGCCCAGACGUGCUGAGGACGUGCUGAGGACGUGCGCAGGACGUGCUAGAGACGUGGUAGAGACGUACAGGGACGUAGCGCGCGAGCGACUGUGGCUGCCGCCGGACAGUGUCGGAGCGGGGCGAGAGCGCAGCGCUCAGGUUGAUGACGGAUUUUCCACAAGCGUCUAAGCUGGCAACCCUGGCCCCCACCGUGCAGUCCGAGAACUCUCCGGGCGCCACGCUGUCGUCCAAUCAGGAGGACUUUUACAGCGACUACGACCAAUCACCGGCACCGACACAAAACCCCAUGAUCGUCAUGGAUAUGAACGCCUCUCAGCAGCAACAACAGCACCAUCAGCAGCAACAGCAUGAGCAACAGCAGCAGCAGCAGCAGCAGUUUAUGCAGAUGAGCGAGGAGUCUUCAAAGCGUAAACGUGAGGUUUCUCUGGAACAGAAGGCGCUGCGCUAA